Lepisosteus oculatus (spotted gar) is the source of this 2600-nucleotide messenger RNA. RefSeq names its product galanin receptor 2b (gene galr2b). Gene Ontology annotation, biological process: G protein-coupled receptor signaling pathway. The record is from RefSeq and is a predicted model, not a curated record. NCBI's taxonomy places the organism in Eukaryota, Metazoa, Chordata, Actinopteri, Semionotiformes, Lepisosteidae. Gene Ontology annotation, molecular function: G protein-coupled receptor activity. Gene Ontology annotation, cellular component: plasma membrane.
AUGCUUAAGAGGAGGAGAAGGAUUAUAUACCAGCUGUUUUCGUGAGAAGUGUCAAAGAACACAAGAAGGCAGUGCUGAGCUCGAGAGGAUUAUCAAUCUGUCAGAUCAGUUACAUUGGAAAUCUUCACACAACAAUGGCAGAUCACGAAGACCUUGGCAAAAUGGCCGGACACUGGAACGCCUCAGAAAACUACCAGUUCAACCCUGCCAGCGUCAUCGUUUCAGUGGUCUUCUCUCUCAUCUUCCUGCUGGGGACCAUUGGGAACAGCCUGGUCCUGGCUGUGCUCCUCCGCAAUGGCCAGAUGGGACACAACACCACCAACCUGUUCAUCCUGAACCUCAGUGUCGCCGAUUUCUUCUUCAUCAUCUUUUGUGUGCCGUUCCAAGCUACCAUCUACUCCCUGGAGGGGUGGGUGUUUGGGUCCUUCAUGUGCAAGGCUGUCCACUUCUUCAUUAAUCUCACUAUGUAUGCCAGCAGCUUCACACUAGCUGCUGUAUCAGUUGACAGAUACCUGGCGAUCCGCUACCCCCUGCGGUCAAGGGAACUGAGAACGCCGUGCAACGCAGUGGCAGCAAUGGCUGUGAUCUGGGGUCUCUCUCUGGUCUUUGCUGGGCCUUACCUGAGCUACUAUGAUCUCAUCGAUUUUGCAAACGGCAACGUGUGUGUUCCAGGGUGGGAAGAAUGGAACCGCAAAGUGCUGGACACCUGUACGUUUGUAUUUGGCUAUGUGAUCCCGGUGCUGAUCGUAAGCCUCUCCUACACGAGAACAAUAAAAUAUCUCUGGACAGCUGUGGACCCUCUAGACGGUAUGUCAGAGUCAAAGAAAGCCAAGCGUAAAGUGACCAAGAUGAUUAUUAUCGUCACUGUCCUGUUCUGUCUUUGCUGGCUGCCCUACCACGUAGUGAUUCUGUGUUACCUGUAUGGAGACUUCCCCUUUAACCAGACUACCUAUGCCUUCCGCCUGCUUUCUCACUGCAUGGCCUAUGCUAAUUCUUGCCUCAACCCUAUUGUCUAUGCUCUGGUGUCUAAGCACUUCCGCAAAGGGUUCAAAAAGGUGUUCAGCUGCAUCCUGAGUAAGAAAGCGAGAAAUAAGGUACAUGUCGUGCAUGUGGCUCACACAGUCCCGGGAUUUGAGGCGGGAUCCACAGAGGUUUCCCAUAUGAACGAGGAAAACAUGAGGCCGAAUGACUGUGAAAUGGGAAACCAUUCUUCUGCCAUUCCACAAAAUGCCACGGUGACAAUCAGCUUACCAUACCAGCAACAUCAGAAAUGAAAAAUUGGACAUGUAUUUACAGAGAAACAUAUGGAACCUUUAUAAGGAAAGUCAACUGACUUAAAAUGAUGGCGAACUGCAUGUUACUUUUUCUUUUUAGCUUUUACAUUUUUCUUCUUGUUUCAUUCUUACAAAAUUCUGUUGGACUUUAAUCCUAUUUAUGGAUUGUAUCUAUGUAAAUUGUGAAGGUAAAAAGUGAUUAGACUUUGUUAGCAAUGUUGACUACUAAAUUACUCAUCCUGAACAUUAUUGCUCAGGAUGAAUUUAAAUUGAUUUUUUACUUCUUUCACUGGCAUCUCUUAUGAUCUUGUUAUGGUACUAAAUUUAAUAUUUUUAGGAUUUCUAAAACUAACAGAGUGUCAAUAUAAACCACUUAACUGUUAUAAAAAUAUCUUCAGCAUUCCAAUGGCUAUGUUACAAAUCAAUUAAUGUGGUAACAUUUUAAUUGAUAACAAACAUGUUUACUUAUUUAAAAAAUGAUAUAUAGAAUACAUUUGGUUACUAUUUCAUUCCAUACAUACUAAAAGUGAAGAUACAUAUUUAAAGAUAAAUAUGAAUAAAUAUCUCAUUGAUGAUUUUAUGCGAUAUAACAUUCCUCUGUAUAGUUUGGUUUAAAGAUUAAUCAAUUAAUAAAGCAAACUUAAUUCUAGCUGGACUUUUACCUACAUCACAAAAUAACUUGCUAGAAAUGAAGAUUCUAAACAACUUUGUAAGCACUAACAGUUCAGGAGAUCAAGUUACACAGUGAAAAAAAUACUAUGAUCACAUUUCCUCAUGCACACAUAUUAAAUUUACACCUACAUUAGCUGUUAAUAUUCUAGAUGAAUGUAAGCACCUUUAUUGUGGCCUGCAGUGUGUCUACCACUAAUGUAGAAAGCAGGUCAGAGCAUUAUGUUUCUGCCUGCAUUCCAUUUAGAGGAGUAUUGCUCUCGUAAGGUUAUUUUCUGGAAUACUGUCACUGAAGAUUUUAUUGCUCCUACAUCAAACAGAAUAAUCAGUUUGGAGCUUGGGGAUAAAACGCCUACCAAGACACAAGACACUAGCACAAACUGAACAAAGGUUUCCUGAGAUACUGCAGUGAAACAGCAAAAAGAAGUCUGUAGAUUUCCCUAUAGAAGUUCCUGAAAACCACAUUCCCUUACCCUGAAUUGUAAGACACACAAGCACUUUCUACUGUAUGGGCUAUGCAAUGUACUUCACUUCCUUUCUUGCAAAUGUUUUGUUUUCUCUCUUUUAGAAGCGGCUUUAUUCUUUGGUAUUUGAUAUAUAAGUGUAGUUGUAAAAAUGACUUGGAACCACAGGAAUAAAGAGAACUGUUUGCUUGUU